CUGUGAAAGUUAAGAAGAAGAUUGAAUGUAAACAGCUGGACGUGUUGCACAUGUGCCUUGGAAUCGACUCCAAAAGCAAGACACGAAUCAGCUAUGUACCAUCUUGGAGAGGAUCUGCCGGGAAACGAUGUAGACGAUAUCGAGGAUCUGAUAUCCGCCGACGAUGUGAAGCCGCGAGAGCGCUACGAAAAUAAGAAAAACGUGACAGUGCGGGCCAAGAAGCGCAUUCAAAUCCGUCCUGAAACCGAGGUGGCAGAGGAAAAAUCAAAACCCACGAUUCACGAGAGUGUGAUUCCCGGCACCCAAAAGGUGUUUGUUAAAACAUGGGGCUGUGCCCACAACAACUCGGACUCGGAGUACAUGGCCGGUCAGCUGGCUGCCUUUGGAUACAGAUUAAGCGGCAAGGAGGAGGCUGAUCUUUGGCUGCUCAAUAGCUGCACGGUGAAGAAUCCCUCGGAGGACACGUUUCGCAAUGAAAUCGAGUCCGGCAUGCGAAAUGGCAAACACGUAGUCGUCGCAGGAUGUGUCCCGCAGGGAGCUCCGAAAUCGGACUACCUAAACGGUCUUUCCAUAAUUGGUGUCCAGCAGAUUGAUCGAGUGGUGGAGGUCGUUGAGGAGACCCUUAAGGGUCACAGUGUCCAACUGCUGCAAAACAAGAAGAAGGUCCAUGGUAGGCGGGUGGCUGGAGCUUCGCUUUCACUUCCCAAGGUUCGCAAAAAUCCAUUGAUCGAGAUCAUAUCCGUCAAUUCCGGAUGCCUAAAUCAAUGCACCUACUGCAAGACCAAGCAUGCCCGUGGAGAUCUGGCCAGCUAUCCACCCGAAGAGGUUGUAGCACGUGCCCGCCAAUCUUUCGCUGAAGGCUGCUGUGAGAUCUGGCUAACGUCCGAAGAUACUGGAGCUUACGGUCGAGACAUAGGGAGCUCACUGCCGGAAUUACUCUGGCAGUUGGUGGAAGUAAUCCCAGAACACUGUAUGCUUCGUGUUGGCAUGACCAAUCCACCCUAUAUUCUGGAGCACCUCGAGGAGGUAGCAAAGGUUCUUCAGCAUCCGAGGGUCUACGGAUUUUUGCACGUUCCCGUGCAGAGCGGUAGUGACUCCGUGCUAGGUGAAAUGAAGAGAGAGUACUGCCGGCAGGAUUUCGAGCAUGUUGUGGAUUUCUUAAGAGAGCGUGUUCCCGGUGUCACGAUUGCCACUGAUAUAAUUUGUGGAUUCCCAACAGAAACAGAGGAGGACUUUGAAGAGACGAUGACAUUAUGCGCCAAGUACCGAUUUCCUAGCCUGUUCAUUAAUCAAUUCUUUCCACGUCCGGGAACUCCAGCUGCUAAAAUGGAGCGCAUACCAGCGAAUCUUGUCAAAAAACGAACCAAACGGCUUACAGAUCUUUUCUACAGCUAUGAACCAUAUUCGGAAAGAGUGGGUGAAAUAUACACCGUUCUGGUCACAGAAAUUUCACACGACAAGCUCCACUAUGUGGGCCACAACAAGAGCUACGAGCAAGUACUACUACCUAUGCGGGAAAAUCUUCUUGGUACUCGUGUCCAUGUGAGAAUAACAAGCGCUAGUAAAUUCAGUAUGGUUGGAGAGAUUUUGGAUGACGAACGUGACUGGACGAGAUGUGCAAAUAAGCAGGAGGUACCGGAGAAUAAAGUCCAAACCAGGAGCAGGGAAAUGAUAAUACAACGCUAUGUUGGCAUUGCCUUGGUGGUAGGAAGUCUAGCUUUUCUGAUUCAGUUACUUAUACGGUUUCUUUAACUGAUUAAAUAAAACAAGGUCUCGUUCCGAAUUCAUAAUUUAA
Messenger RNA from Drosophila eugracilis, 1795 nucleotides. Its product is annotated as threonylcarbamoyladenosine tRNA methylthiotransferase. The transcript is spliced from 2 exons. The record is from RefSeq and is a predicted model, not a curated record. Gene Ontology annotation, cellular component: endoplasmic reticulum. Gene Ontology annotation, biological process: tRNA methylthiolation. Gene Ontology annotation, molecular function: tRNA (N(6)-L-threonylcarbamoyladenosine(37)-C(2))-methylthiotransferase activity; 4 iron, 4 sulfur cluster binding. Bases 94 to 1752 code for a protein of 552 amino acids. NCBI's taxonomy places the organism in Eukaryota, Metazoa, Arthropoda, Insecta, Diptera, Drosophilidae.